Molecule: messenger RNA, 1827 nt
Organism: Saprolegnia diclina VS20
Lineage: Eukaryota; Oomycota; Saprolegniomycetes; Saprolegniales; Saprolegniaceae
Exons: 11
Coding region: 12-1787 (591 amino acids)
Biological process (GO): positive regulation of ubiquitin-dependent protein catabolic process
Molecular function (GO): cullin family protein binding
Source: RefSeq, a predicted model, not a curated record
CUUUUCGAGCGAUGGACGAAGCGGACAACCUGAUCGCGCAGACGCUGGCGCAGAGCGGAUGGUCCAAGGAGCUGCCGCGGAUUGGCGCCAUGGCGGGCGAAGACCUCGUCCCUCUCGUGGCCUGGGGCCUCGGGCGAAUCGAUGGCGCGAGCGAUGUGGCCGCCCCGUACCCAAAGGGGGUCGCCCAGCGGCAUCGCCUAGCCGCAGCCUUUGCGGAGCGGAUUAAAGCGCAUGGAUACAAUGGCGACUGCGGCUACAACCACUUGCUGUACCCGAGCGAGUACGACACCCGCCAGCUCCUGCUCUGGCUCGUGCAGAAGCUUCCAAAGGUCGAGCGCGAUGACAUGGACGAAGCGUCGCCCGAGAUGCAGGUGCGGAAGACGCUCGCAGACGCACUCUCGUUCUGGAUGCAAGCGCCUGCCCCGUCGUCGUCGGAGCUUGCUCCCAACGCGAUGGCUACGAUGCCCCGGGCCUCGCCGCUACCCGACUUUUUCCGCACGAGCGCCACCUUGGCGCGCAGCACCUAUGUCGCGACCAAGCAGCCUCUUGCGACCGACGCGAAGCUCGUAUCUCAGCACAAGCAGCUUUCGCUCCUAGCGCUAAACGAAGCCAGCGCGAGAGAUGACGGGCAUGCGUCACGCGCAGCGCUCUUGUCCAACGUAUCAUCCUCGGUGCCUAUCGGGGUGACCGCUGCCUUGCAGUCGCUUGCUCUGGCGCCGCCCGUCGCCCCGUUGUCUGUUGCUUCUUCUAGCACGCCAUCGCCUGUUCGAGAGGCCGUCCCGCUGCCUGCCUCCGAACCCGCAGACAGUCGUGUGGCGACAUGGCGACCGGUCGCUGUCCACGUCGACACGGCGGCUCUCGAUGCCCAGAAAGCUCACGUGCUCGCUCUGCAAAGCCAGUACGAGGCUACAGCUGCGACAGUCGAGCAGCUUGAGGCGCAAAUCACGCUCGCGACGAAGCACCAGGCCGCGGUCGCUACCCACCAGCAAUCCGUCGAGGCAGAGCUCACUGCGCUCGAGCACGACGUCGACAUUCGGCAACAGACCCUCGAUAUGGUGGCGGAUGCAUCGAAGAACAUGGCCAAACUCCAGGCGAUGUGCGACGCCAGCACGAAGCGACUGGCCGCGCUGUCGGUCGAGUGGGCGAUGCACCGUGCCCCGUUGGACGCUGCGAUCGCGGCCCAGUCCGAAGCGGAGUGCGCUUACGAAGCUGACUGCCGCCGCCUCCACGACACGAUCACUGCGUACCGUGACGAGCUGACGAGCUUAGUCGAGAGCGUCGGGCAAAAGAAGACGCAGCGCGAAGCACUUCAGCGCAAGUACGCGGCCGCGCCCAAGUCGAUCAACCGCAGCGUGUACACGUCGCGCAUCAUGGACAUCAUCAAGCAGGUGCACAAGCAAAAGGCCGACAUCGCCAAGAUUCUGCACGACAUUCGGCUGGUCCAGAAGCACAUCAACGUCUCGUCCGAGAAGCUCAAGCGCAGCGAGGCGAUCGCGGAGGAGCGGCUCUUCCACGCGGCCAACGACGCGAGUCACAAGAGCGACAAGCGCACGCAGUACGUCGAGUGCUACCGCCUCUUUACGACGAUUCGCGAGCUCUUUGACGAGCUCAUUCGAUGCGUCAACGACGGUGGGAAGCGCGAGAACCAGACGCGCGACCUCUCCAACUGGAUCGCGCAGCUCUCCAACCGCCUCAACGUGGCCAACUGCGACCAGAUCGAAGCCGACUUGGCGCUGGUCCGCGAUGAGAACAAGGCGCUCGUGGCGCAGCUUCAGACGCGAGGAUAACACGCAUGCAAAUGAAUUGCCGUCGUCUUACAUGCCACAA